CUAGGAACUAUAAUGUCAGACCUUGCCCCAGUCUAUAUCGAGUCUUCGGACCCACGCGCAAAAGCCACCGUCACCUUGCACACGCUUUGCGACACCUGUCGACUGAUAUCUCAAGAACUAGCAGGCGGGGCAGGUUAUGCAGCAGGCGGAUCACGUUGGAUCAGACAUCUUCACCAUGACGAACUCCACCACAGCAGCUUUGCUGACUUGCAACAAAGUGCUGCGGCAUGCCACCUAUGCUCCAUCAUACUGAGUAAAUGGACUCAUCGUGAAGCGCCCAGUCACAAGUCGCUCGAUUUCAAAGAUUGGGAUCCCGCUCGACCUUUGAUGGAAAAGUUCGUCCUGAGGUUGUUCGACGGCAUGCUCAACUCACGGCCUUCAAUGCAACACAUGUCAAUCGACGGCUACGGCAUUAAAAAUUUCAACGCUCAGAUAAGCUUUCAUUGGUAUAGGCCAGACAAAGAAAAGUCGAUCGAGUACAAAAGCUUGCGCGAGUCGAGCGACAAGGCGGAUCUAACAACAGCGGGAGACAAAACCUUUGUGCUUGCAUCAUUUUGGCUGCAGAACUGUCUGCAGAAGCACGCAAAAUGCCGCAAAGGGCAGGAACCAAUAGGCAGGUCGAGCAACCCGGCGAGGCUGCUUUUCCUCGGAACGCCAGGUAUGGUCCGCGUGGUUGCGGUUCCGCAGAGGGCGACACGCAAUCGACCCAUGCCGCUGUACAUCACCCUGAGCCACUGCUGGGGAGGAGCUUCGGUGCUCAAACUUACAUCUGCCACCAAACAAGAGCUCGCCAGAGGAGUCGCGGUCGAUCGCCUGCCCAAGACGUUUCGAGAUGCGAUAGAUUCUACGAUACGUCUGGGUUACCAAUACAUCUGGAUUGACUCGUUGUGCAUCGUCCAGGACUCGGCACAAGAUUGGGCACAGCAGUCAGCCAUCAUGGGCCAAAUCUAUCGCAGUUCUGUCUGCACCAUCGCGGCGACUGCUUCGAGCAACAGUCUCGGGGGCUGCUUUGUGCAGCGUAAGCCAUUGUCGCAUGACGACUGCAGAAUGGUCGAGAAAGACGGCUGGGUGGCAUGGGCGCGGGCCGAUAAGGAAGAGGCAGAGCCCGACUCGAGGCCCCUAGAUACUCGUGGAUGGGUGUUUUAAGAGGAUCUGCUUUCGCCACGCACUCUAUCCUUUUGCCACUCUGGAAUCGAGUGGUCGUGCCUCGAGAGGAAGGUAAAGGACUACGCCUCGUGGGAACGACUUGCAGACAGGGACCGCAUGGAAGAGCAUCACCGCUUUGGCAUGGACACGGCCAAGGCCGACUUCAACGAUCUGUGCCUCGAGUUUUCCAACAUACUCAGCAUUGAAGCAAAGCACUAUCCUUCCUUUCAUGCACGGUGGUGGGAGCUUCUGCAGCGGUACUCGCGACUAAACCUGACAUUUGGGUCCGACAAGCUGGCGGCCGUGCAUGGCGUCAUAGAGACAUUGGCUUCCUAUACGGGUCUGAAGAGUGUGGGUGGCCAUUGGAUGCAGAUGCUACCUCAUGAUCUUUUAUGGAUCGCUGGGUUUAGCCAGUACGACAGGCACAGCUGUGUCCGGCCGCCAGACUACUGGAAGAGGGCGCCGAGCUGGAGCUGGGCCAGCAUUGACGGGCCGGUGUUGUUCGUUUUCCUCCCGAGCUCGACGCACCAGCAUGG
Messenger RNA from Pyricularia oryzae 70-15, 1682 nucleotides. RefSeq lists its product as uncharacterized. The coding region runs from base 13 to 1146 and encodes 377 amino acids. The transcript has a single exon. The record is from RefSeq and is a predicted model, not a curated record. NCBI's taxonomy places the organism in Eukaryota, Fungi, Ascomycota, Sordariomycetes, Magnaporthales, Pyriculariaceae.